Molecule: messenger RNA, 945 nt
Organism: Epithele typhae
Lineage: Eukaryota; Fungi; Basidiomycota; Agaricomycetes; Polyporales; Epitheliaceae
Product: Endonuclease/exonuclease/phosphatase
Exons: 2
Coding region: 1-945 (314 amino acids)
Biological process (GO): double-strand break repair
Cellular component (GO): PML body; cytoplasm
Molecular function (GO): 5'-tyrosyl-DNA phosphodiesterase activity; single-stranded DNA binding
Source: RefSeq, a predicted model, not a curated record
AUGUUCAGCCCUCAACGAUUGAGUCGUCCUCUGUCUGCUUUCGAUCACGCCGCGCGUCGCUGGACAGCCUUGCCUCUUCGCCCGCUUGCCCCAUUACAUAAUCUCGGCGAGCGGCUCUCUCUUAUAUCCUGGAACAUCCAGGCCUCAAGUUGGGUCAAGCGCGUCGAGCGCUCCCAGCUCAUCCUCGACCGUAUCCUCAAAGGACCCAAGUCCCCCGACAUUAUCUUUCUGCAAGAAGUCGCGUCGGAAGUUCGGCGGUCUCUGCUCGACGACCCCAGAGUACGCUCGAGCUUCCUCGCGUCCGACGCGGAAGACGACAAGGAUUUCAAGGGCGUACCGUUCGCGACGAUGACGUUGCUCUCCAACGAGCGUUUCGUCUCUCCGUCGAACGUGCUCGCCGAGAAGGACGGGAGUGAGGGCAAGGGAGAGGGAAGGGGAGGUUCCAAGAUGGUGCUCGACAGCGUCUUUCGCAUGACGCUGCCUAGCAGGUACCAGAGGGAUGCGCUCUGCGUCAACGUCCGCGACCCAGCCACGCCCGGCAACGUCUUGCGCCUCCUCAACGUCCAUCUUGACUCCCUCGACUCGCACUUCAGGCGUGCGUACGAGAUAUUCCUGCUAGAUCGUCUCCUGCGUGAGGGCGGGUGCAGUGGCGGCGUCAUCGCAGGGGACUUCAACGCCGUCGAACCUAACGAUCUUACGCUCGUCGAGAAAUUUGGGCUGGUCGACGCCUGGGUCAAGCUGCAUGGGCGGACGACGGGCCGUGAUGAAGGGGCUACGUGGGGUGUUGGCGUCGAACUCGAGGACGGACUCGAGCCAGGCAGGUUGGACAAGGUCGUCAUGUUGGGUCUGGAGCCUGCCGACAUCGAAAUCCUCCAACCCGGUCUUGUCGGCCCGAGUACGCCCUGGAGCGACCACUGCGGGCUGCGCUGCACCUUCACGGUCUGA